Chara braunii is the source of this 1001-nucleotide messenger RNA. Lineage: Eukaryota; Viridiplantae; Streptophyta; Charophyceae; Charales; Characeae. The record is from the annotation of a GenBank genome assembly.
GCCCCAGUGGCAUGAAAUGCUGCAGCAGCGUUUGCAAGGAAUGCUGUGGCAAUGGGCACUGCCAACCUGGGAAAGUCUGCUGUGACGGACAGUGCGAAGAUGGAGAAUGCUGUCCUGGACACGCAAACUGCUGCAACGGCACGAGAUGCACUGGUGGCACCAAAUGCUGUGAUGAACUGUGCAAGGCUUGCUGCAGUAACACGGACUGCAAAACUGGGGAGGUGUGUUGCAAAGGGCAAUGCGAAAAUCAGCAAUGCUGCUCAGGAGACCCAUAUUGCUGCAACGGGCAGCCAUGUCCAGCUGGCACUCGAUGCUGCAAUGCAGWGUGCAAGACUUGCUGCGAUGACAUGCACUGUGGCUCUGGCAUGRUCUGCUGCGAUGGACAAUGCCAAAGUGGUGAAUGCUGCCCUGGGAGCCCCAACUGCUGCGACGGAAAGACAUGCGUUGCAGGCACCCAAUGCUGCAAUGGAGUGUGCAAGGCUUGCUGCAGUAACACGGACUGCGGAUCUACAGAGGUCUGCUGUGAUGGACAAUGCCAAAGUGGUGAGUGCUGCCCUGGGAGCCCGAAUUGCUGCAACCGAAAGACAUGCGUUGCAGGCACCAAAUGCUGCUUUGGACUGUGCCAAGAUUGCUGCAGUGACACGGACUGCGGAUAUACGGAGGUCUGCAGUAAUGGACGAUGCCAGUGUGGUGUUAUGUGCUGCAGUAACGACGAGUGCUCGGCUUGGCUCUCGUGCCGCCAUGGACAAUGCGUGUGGUAACCUAUCCCCUGACCUGCGACCCCAUAUUGCCAGAAUCGACAGACAUGUCCUGCUGGCACCUGAUGCUGCGAUGGAGUGUGCAAGGCUUGUUGCAGUAACAACGAUUGCGAGGUUGGGAAUGUCUGCACUGAUGGACAAUGCACCGAGUACCACAUCCCCUGACCUGCGACCCCAUAUUUCCUGAAUGGACAGACAUGUCCUGAUGGCCCUUCGGUGCCGAAAGGCCGGAAAUUCAGUGUU